Jaculus jaculus (lesser Egyptian jerboa) is the source of this 1555-nucleotide messenger RNA. RefSeq names its product COP9 signalosome subunit 8 (gene Cops8). Gene Ontology annotation, biological process: COP9 signalosome assembly; protein deneddylation. The transcript has 8 exons. Lineage: Eukaryota; Metazoa; Chordata; Mammalia; Rodentia; Dipodidae. Bases 81 to 710 code for a protein of 209 amino acids. The record is from RefSeq and is a predicted model, not a curated record. Gene Ontology annotation, cellular component: COP9 signalosome.
GUCAUCGCGGGCGCGACGCCCCGAGGGGCAGUUUGGGGUUCUGCGGUCUGGAAGGUGCGGAGGUGAUACUGGCCAGGAAGAUGCCAGUUGCGGUGAUGGCGGAAAGUGCUUUCAGUUUCAAGAAGCUUCUGGACCAGUGCGAGAGCCAGGAGCUGGAGGCUCCUGGAGGAAUCGCAACACCACCAGUGUAUGGCCAGCUUCUCGCUUUGUAUCUGCUCCACAAUGACAUGAAUAAUGCAAGAUAUCUUUGGAAAAGGAUACCACCUGCUAUAAAAUCUGCGAAUUCUGAACUUGGGGGAAUUUGGUCAGUAGGACAGCGAAUCUGGCAGAGAGACUUCCCUGGGAUCUACUCGACCAUCAGUGCUCACCAGUGGUCUGAGACCGUCCAGCCAAUCAUGGAAGCACUUAGAGAUGCAACAAGGAGACGUGCCUUCGCCCUCGUCUCUCAAGCGUACACCUCAAUCAUUGCUGAUGAUUUUGCAGCCUUCGUGGGACUUCCUGUAGAAGAGGCUGUGAAAGGUAUAUUAGAGCAAGGAUGGCAAGCUGACUCCUCCACAAGGAUGGUCUUGCCCAGGAAGCCAGUCACAGGGGCCCUGGACGUUUCCUUCAACAGGUUUAUUCCCUUAUCAGAGCCUGCCCCAGUUCCGCCUAUCCCCAAUGAACAGCAGUUAGCCAGGUUGACAGAUUACGUGGCUUUUCUUGAAAACUGAUGUCGCCCUUGGAAUCCUGCACACUGACAGAGAAAUGUAAAGCUUUUAUUUUCGGUUUACUGAAUGGAGUGAGCAUGUCAGCAUUCUUUACUGAGUAUGUGAUAAAAUGCAUAUAUAAUAUAAAGUAUAUUAUAUAUAUUUUGUCCUUAAAACAUGCUGAAGAGUUGUUGGAACAGUUCUCAUUUUGUACUGUUUAACAAAGAACUUGUUGGCUCUCAUCAGUAUUAUGCAGGUAGUUUCUGUUUCCCAGUGACUCACUUCAGAAUCUCCUGCUUUGUGUAGAGCAGGGUCGCCACGGCACACACCACACUCCCAUCCACACCACUGGCUGCUGGUUAUAGUGAUGUUUUUUGGGAUUUGAAAAAGACUUCCCAGAGACAGUGCCUGACCUGCCAGGGUUGUGAGGCACACUCUGGAAAAUGUUCUUUUCUACUCUAGCGAUCACUAAUACAAACAGAAAGGUAGCUGAGGAACAAACAGACCCGCUCCUGAGAAAACAAGUUUGUUAACACUACCUUCUUGGCAGCCUUGGCAGCUGUGCCGUGGAAAUGUGACUUGAGGUGUUUGGGGGAAGUAUCCAGAGCUAAUAGUUUUCCCAAAGAAGGGAGAAGUUGAGUAGGACACAGUAUUUGAGGAGCUGUGACAGCCUCCUGCUGCCUGUGGGCUGCUUAUAUCUGUCCCUUAGCUUAAGUUGUGCCGUUUGAAGACAUGCUGAAAGAGGAUUUUCAUUCUGUGUAGCAGCCCAUUGAAUAUUUGAAGUUGUUUAUUGUGUCUUCAGAUUAAAACAUCCCUUAGUUCAUUUAUUCUGCAUUUGUUCAAUAAAUAUUUAAUUGAAUUCAUCUAAA